Messenger RNA from Paramecium primaurelia, 363 nucleotides. The record is from the annotation of a GenBank genome assembly. NCBI's taxonomy places the organism in Eukaryota, Ciliophora, Oligohymenophorea, Peniculida, Parameciidae.
AGGUUAUUAUAAUGAAAAAGGAAUGAAGGUUGGAAAAUGGACAGAAUUAUGUUUCUGUUUUGAAGAGUAAUAAUUAUUUCUUUCUUUUAUUAUAAAUUAGAAAUCUUUAAGUGAUUUAUCAAGGUAAUUAUUAAAAUGGAAUUAAAUUUGGGCUAUGGAAAUUAAUUCAUAUAAGUUCCCAUAUAACAUAAAUUAUGUAUAGUUUUUACUCGUAAUUAAUAUUAGUGGUGGAGGGUAAUAUGAUUAAUUUGGAUAUAAAUAAGGAUUUUGGAGAGAAUUGCAUUCAAGAUUUUAAAAGUAAUUAAUUUAUAUAUUAUAUCAGCAAUUAUCGUGUGAUUAGAAGUGGUAAAUAUUUAAAAGGAG